This is a messenger RNA of Carica papaya (papaya), 1962 nucleotides long. Its product is annotated as serine/arginine repetitive matrix-like protein. Gene Ontology annotation, biological process: cortical microtubule organization. The record is from RefSeq and is a predicted model, not a curated record. Gene Ontology annotation, cellular component: cortical microtubule. Lineage: Eukaryota; Viridiplantae; Streptophyta; Magnoliopsida; Brassicales; Caricaceae.
CUUGCAGUAGAUCCCAAUUUCUCUCUCUGGAGAAACGUGCACUUCGGACGUUCAACAUGGCGUCGUCUUGUUAGUGUACUAGGAAAAUGCUAUUGCUUCCUCUUCUCAACUAGGCCGUAAGCUUAGUAGCUACCAUGAAUAGGAAUAUGAGGGAAUCUCUGGUUGGAGGGAGGAACAUUUCUUCGUCUCUCUCGCACCACCGGAGGGCUCAAACUUUGACCGGAUAUUCCAAAGAUUCCGAUGAGAAUCUGGAUCUAUUCUCCAGGACUCGCCGCAGUCUAUCUGUUGCCUCUUCCGAUGAAUCCUCUGAUGUUUCAGUAAAACUGGGAAGGCUCUCCGUCGGGUCAGCAAAAUUGGCUAGGAGCGGGAUCGAUGAUCUUCUCUCAUCCACUGAUGGAGGAAAGCACGACUAUGACUGGCUUCUCACUCCUCCUGGAACUCCCCUUUUUCCUUCAUCUGACUGUAAUGAAUCUCAACCAACACUGGCAGCUCCGAGAAGCAGUUCUUUAGUCAGAUCACUUUCUACAACGAAGGCUUCAAGGCUUUCAGUUUCACAAUCAGAAAGCAACCAUUUAUCAAGGCCAUCUAGAAGCAGUUCAGUAACCCGUUCUUCUCUAUCUACUUCACAAUAUAGCACCUAUUCGUCAAACAAAGCCUCUUCAAUCCUUAAUACAAGCUCAGCUUCGGUCUCGUCUUACAUGAGACUUUCUUCUCCUAAUAUCCGUUCUACAUCCACUGCAAGACCUUCCACUCCAUCAUCCCGUCCAACAUUAUCACGGCCUUCAACUCCUUCAAGAGCUCGGCCAGUCUCAGCAAUUAGUUCUGUUGACAGGAGUCGACCAUCCCAGAACUCAAGGCCAUCAACUCCAACUUCUAGAUCGCAAAUUCCAGCAAACUUUAAUCCAUCAGCUGCUCGACCAAAUUCUCGUCCUUCAACACCCACUCGUAGGAGUCCAGCACCAUCUCCAUCUGUAACCCCAAGUUCUACAGCUUCAUCUGCACGCUUUUUGUCAAAUGGACGCUCUCCGGGAUCUCGCCCUAGUUCCCCAAGUCCUCGGGUCCGGCCUCCACAGCAGCCAAUUGUUCCCCCCGAUUUUCCUCUGGAUACACCAUCAAACCUUAGAACAACCUUGCCUGACAGGCCAGUUUCUGCUGGGAGGUCCCGCCCUGGUGCUGCUAUCCAAACUAAGGGGAAUGCAGAAACCACAGGCCCUUCAAAUGUGCCAAGAAGACAUUCAUCUCCCAUUGUUGCAAGAGGAAGGCUCACUGAGCCCGUAGGAAAGGGCCGUUUGAAUACCAAUGGUCUUGUCGCUGAUGGAUCUGAGUCCCGUAAGGCCUCACAUGUGUCAGAUUUAGCAACACGUAAAUCUGUAAAAACUUCCUCAAUUGCAUCUGAGAGCACUGGAUUUGGGAGGACAAUCUCCAAAAAAUCACUGGAUAUGGCUAUCAGGCAUAUGGAUAUAAGAAACGGCUCAGCAAGCACUCGUACACUUUCAAGCACUACCCUAUUUCCGCAGAGCAUUCGAUCCACUACUUCCAAAAUCCAAUCUGUCCGCGCUUCGAGUGCUACCGAUUCCACCAAUAGCAACGGAAGCCUGCAUAGUGGAGACAUUUCAGAGAAUGGAAACAAUGUUAGCAGGCCUAUAGAAAAUGGAAGUGAGGCAAAUAUGGGGAGAUACUCGGCAAAAUUGAGUGAAGUGGACAUCUACGAGAGCUCUCGUUAUGAUGCACUGUUGCUGAAAGAGGACUUGAAGAACACAAAUUGGCUGCACGGUAUUGAUGACAAAUCUGACCAAGGACUUAUCUUUGAUAAUGGGUUUGAAUCUCUGCCAGAACCUUUUGAUCUGUUAUAAUACAUUAACACCUGAGAAUUGGGUGGUAUUUUUUUAAAUUAUAUUAUGUGGUCAUCAUUAUUUGGUCACUUUGUGAAAGAAUGGAAUUUGUCAAAGUAUAUUUAACAGA